GUUUGUCAGAUAUAGCUAGCCUACUAUUCUGCUUUACAAAUCUGUCAUGGCGAAGUGGGGAGAGGGGGACCCUCGCUGGAUAGUGCAACAGAUGGCAGAUGCAACGAACGUUAAUAAUUGGCACUGGACGGAGCGUGAUGUUACAAGUUGGUCACAGGACAUAUUGAAUGAGCUUCUUCUCAGGGUUCAUGUAGAGGGUGCAGAUGGCUUUUGCGAAAUCACAGAUGUCAGCAAGAUUGAGGGAGAGGCUUCCAUUAACAAUCGCAAAGGGAAACUCAUCUUCUUCUAUGAGUGGACCAUUAAAGCCUCAUGGACUGGAACCUCAAAAAAUGGCAUUAAGUAUAAAGGAAACAUAGAGGUGUUAAACCUUUCAGAUGAAAAUGAUCCCGAUGAUCUGGAUAUAUGUAUUACAGCAUGUAAAGACCAGCCACCUACUCCUCUAACUGUCCUCAUGAAAAAAGAGGGAGAGAAGGAAAUCAAAUUGGCUCUAGCAGGCUACGUCUCCCACCUAAAGAAAGAGUUCUCCCAGGGUAUGAUCCUGCCGACAUCAGAUGGUGUUAAUAAACAACAGCAGACACAGAUAAAGAGCAAAGCGAAUAAAACUCAGGUUGGUACCAGCACUCCAACUAAAGUUCUCAAUUCUGGAGUAAAAAUCUCCACAGUCCAGUUCAGUUUGAAAGAGAAAUUCAUGACCUCACCAGAAGAGCUUUAUAGAGUCUUCCUCAACCAAGAGAUGGUCCAGGCAUUCACGCAUCUUUCUGCAUUUGUAGACGGGGACAAGGGAGGCAAAUUCCGGCUGCUGGAGGGGAAUGUACACGGAGAAUUUGUUGAUCUGGUCCUAGACCAAAUGAUUGAAAUGAGAUGGCGUUUUUCAGCCUGGCCUGCAGAGCACUACUCAACAGUAACUGUGAACUUUGUUGACCGGAGUGGAGAAACAGAACUGAUUCUGAAAGCUACAGGUGUCCCGAGCAAUGAAGAGGAGAGAAUGAAGGAGGGCUGGCAGAGAUACUACUUUGAUGCUAUUAAACAGACAUUUGGUUAUGGAGUCUGAAUUUGACACACACACACAUACACACACACACACACACACACACACACACACACACACAUAC
Messenger RNA from Electrophorus electricus (electric eel), 1112 nucleotides. RefSeq names its product AHA1, activator of heat shock protein ATPase homolog 1a (gene ahsa1a). The record is from RefSeq and is a predicted model, not a curated record. Gene Ontology annotation, cellular component: cytosol. Gene Ontology annotation, molecular function: ATPase activator activity; protein-folding chaperone binding. Gene Ontology annotation, biological process: protein folding; positive regulation of ATP-dependent activity. Lineage: Eukaryota; Metazoa; Chordata; Actinopteri; Gymnotiformes; Gymnotidae.